Salarias fasciatus (jewelled blenny) is the source of this 7769-nucleotide messenger RNA. Its product is annotated as SH3 and multiple ankyrin repeat domains protein 1-like. Gene Ontology annotation, molecular function: synaptic receptor adaptor activity; ionotropic glutamate receptor binding. NCBI's taxonomy places the organism in Eukaryota, Metazoa, Chordata, Actinopteri, Blenniiformes, Blenniidae. Gene Ontology annotation, cellular component: dendritic spine; postsynaptic membrane; postsynaptic density. The record is from RefSeq and is a predicted model, not a curated record. The transcript has 28 exons. The coding region runs from base 192 to 7247 and encodes 2351 amino acids.
UCAUCUCUACAUCAUUAUUAUCUGUGUCACUUGCAGGCCACUGUACGCUGUGCCAGACACCUGUCGAUGUCCUUGGUCCCCACUAGAGCAUGGCUCUGAGGAGGAGGCCAGUCUCAUGGGAUAGCCAUGUUUUGUCUCCAUGACAGCUAUAUCACUCAGCCCUCACUGCAGUGACCCCUGCACAGCUAAGGAUGCUGGGAAAUAAUGAGCACUUUUAUCCCGGUCAGGAUGACAAAGAUGGGGAGGAUGAGGAGGAGGAAGAGGAGCAGGGAACAGAGAACAGGAAUGAAGAGGAAGGUGGACGUGAAACGGAGAAUGGAGAGUUAGAGGGUCUGGAGGAGAAGGACAUGACGGGAGGACGACAAUCCUGGGAAGGGAAGGGCGGCGAGGUGAUGAAGCCGGCCGCCAUCGUGGUGGGACGGCAGAGGGUGGACCGGCCGCUGAGGCCGGGGAACCUGGCCAACCGGGGCAUCAAUUACAUAUCCAACCUGGCGUCGCUGCAUCACCAGGCCGCCGCCAAGCAGCAGCAGCAGCAGCACCUCCUGGCGGCGAAGAGGCGAGCGCUGAUGGAGCGCAGCAUGACCACCGUCGCUCCGCUGGAGGAGAACUUCCUCACCAUGAUGGUGUUUCGCAUCGGGAUCCCCGACAUCAAGCAAACAAGGUGUCUCCAGUUUGACCAGGACUGCACAGUGUGGAACGCCAAGCAGCAGAUCAUCUGCUCCCUCGGCGAGUCGCUGUGGGACGCGUACAACUACGGCCUCUUCCAGCCGGCCGGGGAAGGGCGCGAUGCCAAGUUCCUGGAGGAGGAGCGGCCGCUGCGAGACUACUCGCAGUCCUUCGAGAAAGGGGUUCCUUACUUGGAGUUCAGGUAUAAAACCAGAGUGUAUAAACAGACCAACCUGGAUGAAAAGGCUCUGUCCAAACUCAGCACAAAGGCCAGUCUGAAGAAAUUUCUGGAGUAUAUUCAGACCGGAGCGGUGGAGAAAAUAGUUAAAGUCCUCGAUAAAGGUCUUGAUCCAAAUUUCCAUGACCCUGACAGCGGAGAGACCCCGCUGUGCGUGGCCGUGCAGUCGGGCCUGUCGGCCGAGGGCAUCAGGGUGCUGGUUCAGGGCGGCGCCCACCUGGACUUCAGGAGCAGGGACGGCUUCACCGCCGUGCACAAGGCUGUGCGCGCUCACAACCACGCUGGCCUGCUGACCCUGCUGUCCCUCGGCGCCUCUCCAGACUACAAGGACCGCUGUGGCCUGACGCCGCUGUACCACACUGUGCUGACCGGGGGCGACACCACCUGCUGUGAGACCCUGCUCUACUACCGGGCCAGGCUGGGGACGAGGGACGAGGCCGGCUGGGACGAGUCCCAUCAGCACAGAGAUGAAGAGGAGUUUGGAAUGGAGGAAAUCCAUAAGGCCUGCCAGAAUGGCUUUGCACAGCACUUGGAGCAUCUGCUGUUUUAUGGCGCAGACACCACUUCUCAGAAUGCCUCAGGGAACACGGCGCUUCACAUCUCUGCCCUGUACAACAAGGAAAGCUGCGUCCGCGUGCUUCUCUACAGGGGAGCGAACAAGGAGGCGAAGAACAAGCAUGGCCAGACGCCCUUUCAGCUGGCUGUCAUGUCGGGCCACUUUGAACUCGGGGAAAUAAUCAAAAACCACAAAGAUUCAGACGUAGUGCCCUUUUUGGAAUCGCCAAAGUUUGUCCCCAAGCGAAAAGAGAGUUCCCACACGCUGCCCCUCCCCGCGCUGCACUCCCACCCCCUCCUGCGCGCUAACAGCGAUAACAUCAUGACCCAGUCCGACCCUCUGGUCCUGCCCAACAAGGCUGCCACCAAUCCCCACCCGGGACAGGGUCAGCGCAGGGCCUCCAUCGGUGUGAGAAGCUCCAGCAGCCCCAGGACUCGGACUCGCUCCCCCUCCAGAGGACGAGGAGGCCAGAGCGACACGGAGGAGCGGCACCGGCAGCCCCGCGGCCGGCAGGGCGCGACCUCCGCGGGCGGCGCCGGAGGUCAGAUGAAGCGUAUGUACAGCGCCGUACCGGGCCGGGUGUACGUGGCCACUCGUGCCCACUCGGCCAGCGGGGACAGAGAGCUCUCACUGAGCAAAGGAGACAAGGUUAAAGUGCUGAGUGUGGGAGAGGGGGGAUACUGGGAGGGGACGGUGAAAGGACGCACCGGCUGGUUCCCCUCAGACUGUGUGCAGGAGGUGGCAGCUCCCGGCAAAGACAAUCGAUCAGAGAUGCGCAGCGAGAAAGCCAAACGGAAGCUUUUCCGGAACGUCACGGUCGGAGCGUACGACGGCACCGACGGCCCCAGUGACUACAUCAUUAAGGAGAAGACAGUGCUCCUACAGAAGAAAGACAAUGAGGGCUUUGGCUUCGUGCUUAGAGGAGCCAAAGCUCAAACUCCGAUAGAGGAGUUCACUCCGACGCCAGCCUUCCCCGCGCUGCAGUACCUGGAGUCUGUGGAUGAGGGGGGCGUGGCUUGGAGAGCAGGCCUGAGGAUGGGGGAUUUCCUCAUCGAGGUGAACGGCCAGAACGUGGUGAAGGUUGGUCACCGGCAGGUGGUCAACAUGAUCCGACAGGGCGGCAACAGCCUCAUGGUGAAAGUUGUGAUGGUUGCCCGGAACCCUGAGCUGGAGGACACUGCUCGUAAAAGAGCUCCGCAGCAGACUAAAAGACUGACUCCUCCUGCCAUUGCCCUGCGCUCCAAGUCCAUGACAUCAGAGCUGGAGGACAUGGUGGACAAAGCUGCCUCUCCCUGGAAAAAGAAAGCAGAAUAUGAGUCCGCUCAGGGUGCUGAUAAGAAGAGGACAGUCUAUCAGAUGGCGUUAAAUAAACUGGAUGAAAUCUUGGCUGCUGCCCAGCACACCAUUACACCAGACAACCAGGGCCAGAGAGGUCACGGCGGCAAGAGGGACCGGAGCAAGAGUAUUGUUCCCAACCUCCCCAACGAGCAACCAUAUGAGCAGCAGUCAGUGAGUCUGGUGCAGCCCGGACCCGGAUUCGGCUACAACCAAGCUCACUUUCAACCAGGCCACGGUCCUCAGCAUGCAGUCAUGAUGCGUCAAAAAUCUAUAGGUGUAACAGAGGAGGAAAGGCAGUACCUUCACCCACCUGCCAUGAAGUUGGCUCGCAGUCUGUCUGUACCAGGACCUGAAGAAAUCCCCCCUCCCCCGAACACAUCCGCCCCAGAGCCACCGUUAUCCGCAGGUCCUCAUCCUGGAAGAGGGCCCGCUAUGCCCAUACCACCUGUAUCACAAACCCACUACCAGCUCCAUUCUCAGCCGGGACAUCCCACUCAAGCUGGGUGGGAGAUCAGUGGACCCAGUGGGAUGAAUCAACCGGUCAUGGUCCCCACCCUCCGCAGACAAUCGGACGGACUGUGCAUUCGAGAACCAGAUGUGCCCAGAAGAGGUGGUGGCAAGAUGGGAGGGUUGAGGAGAGGCUACAGCAGUGCCACACCGCCAACAAGUGCUAAGCCUAAGGCCCAACAAGCUCCCCAGCAUCAUCCACAUGUGCCCAACCGGGAGCAGGCUGCAGCUGUGGGCAGGGGAAUGGCGAGGAGGGGGGGUCGCGGGGCUUUGAUGAAGCAGUCAAAAGUCGAAGAUGGGCUGAGGCAACCUCGAGGAAAAGGAGGUGCAAACAAGGAGAAGAGCUCCAUCCCAAUCCCCACCAUUAUUGUCAAAGCACCCUCCACUAGCAGCAGUGGCCGAAGCAGCCAGGGUAGCAGCAUGGAGGCUGAAGCAUCGCAGGAUCUGGAAGAGCACACACCUGAAGAGGCGAACGCAGACAGCCCCAACGCCAGCCUUCCAUCACCGCUCAGCUCCGUGCCGCCUCAGCCCCCCACGUCCAGUACCUUGCCUCCAGCAAGUGUUGCUCCUUCUGUUUCCUCCCAGCAAAACCUCGACAAUUUGGAUUAUACCUCAACCUAUGGCACUGCGUUUGGAGGAGGGGGAGGAGGUGGAGGAGGAGCACGCAGAGAAAGGGAGCGUUUCAAAGAAAUGAGGAGAAAGAGUGCGUCUUUCUACCUCUCCUCUGAGGAGGACAUCCAAGGCGAGGCAGGGGGAGGAGCCGGAGAGGGAAGCCUACCUCCAGGAGUAAGAAUUCAACCUUUGCAAGGCUCACAAAUGGAAGUGCCAACUCCUCGACUUCGGCCUUCAAAGUCCAUCGAUGAAGGCAUGUUUUCUGGAGACAACUACGUGAACUACUCCAGCAGCAUGCCCCCCGCCUUCGGUUUGCCCGAGUAUUCCUCCCCUGCAUUCAGUCAGGAUGGCCAGCCCAAAUCGGCUCCUUCAAUGUACGGCUCCCAGCCCACUACCACCUUUAUCCACCCACUGACAGGGAAGGUUCUAGACCCAUCGUCCCCACUUGGCUUGGCCCUUGCUGCGAGAGAGCGGGCACUUAAAGAUGACCGCAGGACACGAAGAGACGAAAGACAUUUUGGGCGGCAGAUGUCCACAGCGGGAGCUUUUCCCACUCCUGUUCAGACCCCCACGCCUUCGCUUUUUGCCACACCAACACAAUCAACCUACACCUCUCCGGUGUCACUCCACCUAACCUCCCCCACUACAACCACAUCGCCGGCAUCUCUUAGCCGGCCGCAGUCGCCCAGGAUAUUACGUUUGGGAGGAGGAGGUGGGGAGAGGAUUGAAAGAGACAAGGAAGCAGGACCCAGAGAGGGUCUUAGAGUUCGCUUUUCCGAGGACAGAAACAGCCAGUAUUCCUCUCAGUAUUACCCACAAAGCCCCAGGGAGAGAGAAAAGGACAUGUAUGACAGCAGACCCGCUCCACCCAUACAGCCCCCUCCCCCACCAGCUCAACCAGCCCCUCGCAGGCCUUCUUUUCUGCAGAUGGACAGCGCUCCUAACACCAGCUACAUUCCACAGUACACUGUCCCCACGGCCCCAGCACACACACACGAAGCUAUGGGAGAAAUGGGAGCUGGGGAGGGUGGAGGCCUGGGACUGAUGGUUUUACCUCCACCAGCUCCCUCAAUAGACGCAGAUGACGAGUUUGUCUUUGCAGAUCCAUUACCUCCUCCUUUACAGUUUGCAAAUGGUAAGAAGGAUAGAGUCAAGGAGUUUGCUCAGCAUCAUCAACACCACAGUCAACAUUCUACUUCUGCUGCUCCGCCUCCUGCACCACCUCUUGUGUCGUCCAAGUCCCCGAAUGUCCCCCAGUCCUCAUCACAGGGUGGAGACUCUGCUGCUUCGAGCCUUACUUCUUAUGAUAGUGAGGUGGCAAACCUCACACAGUCUGCCCUCUCGCCUUCUUACCCAUCCCCACAGAUAUUCCCUCCUUCCUCCACCACCACCUCCACGACCUCUGCUGCUGCUCUGCCUGCCUCGUCGUUACACAGACCCCAGCCAAUAUCCCAGUCACAGUCCUUUUACGGUAAUUCUGACCCCUCAGGAGGUGUUCACUCCGCAGCCCAGGACAGAGGUACGGCUGCUCUCACCACCACCAUGACCUACGCCACCACCACUAUGACCGCAAGUGCAGCUGCUACCACCACCACGACCUCUCCGGCUUCCUCCGACUACAGCGUGACCACAGCAGGGCCUAAAUUUGCUCCCAGUACAGGGGGAAGGACCGCUGACCCCACUGCACAUUACUCCGCUGUUACGUCCAAGAGCGGAGACUGGCAAGAUGCCGUUGUGGACUCGGGGAUUGAGGAGCUGGACAGUCAUAGCAGCAGUGACCAUCAUUUAGAAAUGCUGGGACUGAGUGGGUUGAGAGGAGAGAGGGGAGGGGCUGGAGGAGACGGCCGAGGCUGUGAAGCUGAGAGAAACAGCGAACAUCAGGACCCGUGCACAACCUACUCAGGUGGGCAAACAGCUGAGGUUCACGCCACCAAAAUGGCAAAUCCUGUGUUUCCAAAGAUGACUCACUACAAGGACGCGGGAGGGAGGGUCCCGCCUGUUGCACUUCGUAGGCAGAACAGCACCAAUCCCGCACCUUUGCAGUUACACAGACAAAGUCUCCCAGAAGACCCGGGUUUUGACGGAGCUCUUAUAGAAGAGAGGAAGCACAAGCAGAGCCGAUCCAGAAUGGAGGAUGGCUUCAGCACUGCCCUCGCCGCCUGUUUAGAGAGACCCAUGGACAAUCGGUCCAUCGGCUGGGGUGAGAUGGAGGACCAUGACCAGGGCCAGAGAGGGACUAUAGUUGUGGAAGGCCGCAGGCUCCACUCACCUCUUUCGGGUGUUAAAGCUAGUAUUAUCAAUGAGCUAAGCUCCAAGCUUCAACAAAUGAGUGGCAUGAAAAGCAUGGAUGACUGGAGCCACAGUCCAAAGUCACCAACCAUGCACAGAUAUUCAGCCGAUUACACGGAUGCGUUCAGCAGCCCCCCGACGGGCCGCUCCACCUCUCCCCUCCCCACCUCUUCCCCUCAGCAUCGUCAGGUCCUCACCCCCAACCUGUCCGCCACCCCGUCCGUCUCGCCGUCUCCUCAAGUGCAGCGCAGCUGGACUCGAUCCCCGUCUCCACAGAUGCCUUCCUCUCCAGUUCAUUCACAUCCUCCCCACUCUCCGACCUACUGCCCGUACCCGACGUCACCAAAGCAUCGGUCCAAGUUUCGCAGGCAGACUUUUGAUUUUCAGUGCAGUCCCACGAAGGAGAUGCGAUCUUCAGUGUCCCGUCGCCGGGCUCCCAGCCCCCUGAUCUAUAACACUGAACAGCCAAACCCCAGUCCUCCCCGACCUUCCUCUCUCCCCAUCCUACCCAGCACCCCGUCCUACAGCAACCCCUUUGAGUUUCCGGGGCCCCUCACUCCUCCGUCUCCUGGCCUGCCUUUAGGAGAUGCCUACAAAUCUUCAACCCCUCCUCUGUUUUCCCCAUCGGGUAUGACCAGUCCGAACCCCCUGCUAGUUUCUCGCUCUCUUUCUCCCACUCAUUUUCUCUCUGGAGCCUCAUCUCCGAUGCAUUUACCCCCAAGUCCUUCCUGUCUCAACUAUCCCCACCUCAAUCCUCCUCCACCCGCAAAACCAUUCGCCAUUAAGCCGCUGCCCUACUGGACCAAGUACGACGUGGCUGACUGGCUAGCUUAUCUGAACCUGGGUGAACACAGAGAGCGUUUUAUAGACAAUGAGAUCGAUGGAUCGCACCUGCCUUCGCUUACUAAGGACGACUUCUUGGACCUGGGAGUGACACGCGUGGGACAUCGAAUGAACAUCGAGAGGGCGCUGAAGAAACUCACUGACAGGCGAUUCUCCUCUCCUUUGCAUGUCACUACUUCUCCCCGAGACACAGACUGAGGGAGUGAAGGGGGGAUUCAAAGAUGAGAGAAAGGGGGACAAACAAAUUGACAGAGAUGAACUUUAACAGAAGACUGACGAGAGAAGAAAAGUGGACAUCAACAGGCCGCAUUGAACUAGCACUAAGGGAUUCCUACGUGCAAAACUGGUUUGCAAAUGUUGUUUUCCAUGUAGAGGAAGCUGGUAAGAAAGUGAUGGGAUGACGAUUGAUCAAGAAAAAGCACGAGGAGAAAGCAAGAAUUUCUAAAGAUCACACGCUUGAACUGAAAAUGUACUUUAUAACUUUUCAUGGACAGGCAUUUAAUUAACACCGUUUUGUGCUGUAAAAGAAUAAACACACUUACACUCAUAUUCUCAUACACACACACACACACACAUUGACAGAUGGAUUAUCACACCAUCUGCUGCUUAGCAGCAAUGAGAAAACUCAAGUCUGACUUCAAAGACAAGUUGAAAUGUUGCUGCUUUUAAAGGGUGAGGCCCAAAUAAAUGUUACCGAUUGUGGCUGCACCAGGAAGUCUG